Messenger RNA from Brenthis ino (lesser marbled fritillary), 4851 nucleotides. NCBI's taxonomy places the organism in Eukaryota, Metazoa, Arthropoda, Insecta, Lepidoptera, Nymphalidae. The record is from the annotation of a GenBank genome assembly.
AUGUUAAUGUACGUAGAGAACUACCAGAGAAAAAAAGAAAAAAGUACAAAAGUCAACAGGUUUGUGAACACUUCAACAAUGGCGGACGACAUUGAUAUAGAGGAACAUGAUCUUUUAGAUAAUCCUCGCAUUAAGAACAUUUUUCCAGACAUUACAAGUAUCAAGACUGAAGUUAUUGAUUAUGAAGAAGAUACCACAGAUUAUCAAGAAGAGAUGAACUAUGGAGAAAACUUUGAUUUUUCUAACCACUACAACACAGAGCCAAUGGAAUAUGAGAACGAUUUACCUGAUUUAUAUCAAAAUAAAAUUAUUCUAGGGUCUAAACCAUGUAGUGAGUCACCUUCACCCUCAGAAUACGAUUCUGUGCCAACAAUUCGAGAAUGUUCCAUAGUUUUGCAAGAUUUUGGUCCCAUUUUAGACAAUAGUCCCUAUUGUUCUUCAUGCCAAACGUUAUUUCCAACAGAAAACGCUUUAGAUUCUCAUAAAAUGACCACCCAUUCUUUCUUGGUAGCGGUGAGCAAUAACAAAGCUAUUAAAAGUACAAGUAAAAGUUCUAUUUCUGCUAUCAAGUUCGCUUCUACUGCUCCUAAAGGUGUUGUAUGCAAUCAUUGCAACGAGAUAUUCCCCGAUGAAAUUGCUCUGAUAAAACACUCGUACGAGUUAUUACCCGAAAAAUUUGAGGAUGAUACUGAAGUUUUGUUGACGAAUGAUGAAAAGAGCGAUUUUUCGACCGCCACUUACAUAUCUUGCGAAAUUUGCUCUUGCCUUUUCAAGUUGAAAGGCCAUUAUUUGGGGCACAUGAAAAAGUUUCACGGCGUAGACCAUGACACGCUGCCAAAUUACGCCGUCACUAAUUUUCAAUGUCGUUUUUGUCCGGUUGUUGUGACAAACAGUAAGAGAUACAAUGGCCAUAUUUACUACACCCAUAAGAAACUUUAUACGAAAAAAAUUAAAAAAUAUAAUUCCGAUCAGUUCAAAUGUGAUCCCUGCAACAUCACUUUUCCCACAGCAUAUUCCGAAAAAAUUCACGUUGCCCUAAAUCAUCCCAAUAUUCCGAAAAGUAAAGUAAACACUGUGUCAUUGGGAAUGAAAGAGACUAAAAUAAAGUUACCUGGUGCAUUUCGACCGAAUUACCAGAGACCUUUUGCCAAGUCGACUUUGUUUAGUUGCGAUAAAUGCCAAAUUCACUUCGUGUCUUGUCUAGUUGCUGUGGAGCACUCGAAAAGGUGCGUUCUGACGAAAGGGGAUUGGAAAUGCAAAAAGUGCCGACGCAGUUUCAAAAUGACGGACCGCGAUGCUCAUUUAAAACAACAUGAAGUGUCAGAUAGAUUGAAAGUGAUCAAAAUUCGGGAAGGCAUUUUGGACAGGAUAAUAUGUAGAUGUUUGUCGUGUCAAGUUUGUUUCGACGAAAGGAAUAUGUUGAAAUAUCACUCGUUCGGGUGCUCUACAGACAAUAAUUAUGUCUAUUGCUCGGUGUGCCAAAUACGGAUACACGAGCACGCGGUUAAGAAACACAAUCGUAUUCACAACGAACUUGGUCCUGACGUUUACUUCGUCAUAAUAGAUUUUAUUUUCAACGACGAAUCGACGAAUAAAAAACCUAAAGCUAUACCUGAAGAGUCUGCAGUGAGUAAAAGAAAGGAAAAAGCUUUCUUCUACUUUCACUGUCCAAGUUGCAAACUCUGUAUGAAGAUUAAUCGACUAUCCGACCACCAUCGUACUGGAAAGUGUAACAAGUCCUUAGCAAAGUGCCUUUGUAAGAUGUGCGGUCUCCGAUUUUCAGUGAAAGGCUACAAAUCUCACAAGGAAGCCCAUAAACGUGUUCCGAAUUUAAAAUUAUGCGACAUGUUUUUCCGAAACACACAGACUGACGAAAAAAUUGACCCUCCCUUCCCAACUUUUAAAAAGUGUAAAAAAUGUAAAGUGUGUUUCUUUAGCUCAGUUGCGUUAAGAAGUCACAUCUGUCAUGAAGAAGAGGUUAAAAUUUGCGAUUAUUGUGGCGAGAAACUCAGUGAUUUGGCAUACAAACUUCACGUUCCGUUCCACGAAUAUCGAAACCAAGAAAAAUUGGAAAAUGAACUGAUAAAAAAGUAUGAAUCUCUGAAAACUAUUUGGAACAUCCUCUACCUGUGCGUCACCUGUGACACUGUCCUAGACAGCUACGACGAUGUAGUCGAACAUUCCCAAGACCAUUUCUGCAACAUGGAAAAUUAUAACGUAACAAUAAAUCACUGUGAUAUUUGCGAUUUAAAUUUCAUGGGUAAAAGUUACGAACGACAUGAGAAUUUGCACUUAGCGGGCAAUAUUUCUAAGAGCGCGUUCGAAAUCAUCAAAUAUAAUUAUGAAACGCUACUAUCAGAUAAAUGGUUAGACAUCUUCACAAAACUAGUGCCUGAACAAGUUGAUCAGAUUUUGAAGAAAAGUAUUUAUAAAGACACUAGAAGUGUUAGGAUGACGGUGUUCGAUCAAAAGAAUUCCGGAUUCUCGUUAUAUCAGUGUGGUGUGUGCAACGUCAUGGUGGAAAAUAACAAAAUCAUCCAUCACAUACAGGAUCGUAAUAAUUGUCUUAAAAUCACUAAUUUCUCUUGCAAUUUGUGUCAAUUUAAAUUUGAUUCAAAAACUGCUCUAAAAUCUCAUCAAAUUCUUCACGAAAACCUACAAAUUGGUACGAGGGCUUUCAAAAUUAUAUCUUUCAAUAACGAAAAAGAUGUUUACGUGAACGAUUCGUUGAAGUCUGUCAUGAAUCCUGAAGCGUUGAAAUUCAUUAGGUGUCAGCAUUGCGGGAAACUAAUAAAUAAAGUGAAAUAUAAUAAACACAUGCACAACCACAGAUAUUCAGACAAGAAAAAACAUGAAAAGAAAAAGAUACAGCCAAAGUUUGUAGUGCGGCCGAAGUUUAAGAACGCCGGAAUCUCUUCGCAUACUUUUUACAAGUGCAAAUUGUGUGGCGUGUGUGUUUUCAAGCAAAACAUCAAAAUACAUUUUUGUAGCAAGAAGAAUCAAAAGAAACAGUGUAAUAAGUGCCUUCUCUGGUUUAGAGCAAGUAACAUCCAAAAACAUUACAUGUAUCACGAAAAAUAUAAGUUUACGAAGGGUGUAAAUGUUGUUAGUUUUAAAAAAGGCGUAAUAGAAAGUGAUCGCGCGCAAGGCAAGAUGGUGGUCUAUCAGUGCAAAGAUUGCAAAAUAUGUCUGCAUUGGAAACAUAAUAUCCCAAGACACAAGUGUGUCAGCUCUGGAUAUUUCAAAGAGUGCAGCUUGUGCGAAGUUUCCUUCCAUUGUUCUCAUUUUUACAUUCAUCAACAGUUACAUGACACUAAAUCGUUUUCAAAGAAAAAUUUGACCAUCGCAAAGUUUACGCCUAUGAGUAAAAUUAAAAAUGUAACGAAACCUUUAGUCCCCGUUAAGUUUAAGAAUAACGAAGCGACUUGGUUUUUGAAGAAGAAGAGUUUUAAAACAAAAAUUGUUCCUAAGGCAAACAAUAUGAGAAAUUUGACAGAUGGAGGGAAAAGUGUUAAUUACGAACUUACUUCCAAAACUUACUUUAAACGUUUAGCUGGUCGGUUCUUUAAAUGUGGAAUAUGCAAAUUACUUUUCCUAACCGGCUCUGCUUUGGUUAAACAUACAAAGUGUUGUGAUGAAGAUCGCGAUAGUAGUAAGUGUGAUUGCGGCUUAGUUUUUCAUUCAUCUGCACUACAGUUGCAUAAGAAAUGGCAACGAUGUGGACAAUCAGGAAGAACCAAAUAUUUUAUCGUAACAUUGAUUUCUGAAAAUAUAGUCGAUUUUGAUCUUAUAAAGUGUCUGUACACGUGUCGGCAGUGCGGCAUAUACUAUUUAUCUCUAGACACUGUUUUGAAACAUAUCGAAGAUAAUCACCUUACAGUACGAAGUUUGGUCAAGUGCGAACAGUGUGAUCUUCCUUUCACAACAAUAAGCAACACUAAACAUAAUAGGAUCCAUCACAAAACACACAAUUGGUCUCUGUCUGAUUUAAAUGUUUUUGAAGUGAAGUUCCUAACUGUGGCCCAAGUUAUGAAUGAUUUUCCAGAAGAUAGUAUAUGUGACGAAAGUUUUGCAUCGACUGCUAACGAUUCCAGCUUAGAAAGGAAAUCAGUCAAAAGAAAACUCGUCGAAAAACCAGCUGUGGUUAAUAAAGUCUCGAAAAUAGAACCCAGAACUGAAGUAGAAGAUAAUGAAACAACUCUCCAAAACAGACUCUGUAUACCCCUUGGUACCUGCGAUCUGACGAACAUAUAUAAAUGUGAUAUCUGCGAUUUAAGUUUCUUGCAUAAAAAGACUCUGGCAACACAUUACAGUGUGGGCCGACAUAAAGAAUAUAGAAUAACCUGCAAAUGUGGUCUUAAAUUUACUCUGAAAUCGCUGAAACGCCAUUUGAAAGUACCCACCGGCUUACGAUUGAAUGAAAUAGAAAAACUAACUACAUCAAUCAGGAAAGAUGAGCUAAAUGAAAGCCAAAAUAGUGAAGUGACAGUGGAAACUGAUAACACGUUAAAACUAUUCAAAUGUAGUGAAUGUGACGUGUAUUUCUUAACACAUGAAGUGUGUCAGGAUCAUAUAUCGAACCAUCAAGUUUUAGACCCCACGGAAUAUAUAGCGUGUAAAAUAUGUGAGCUACAAUUCCUUUGCGAAUACCUCGGUGCUCACAUGAGGACACAUAGAGACCAAACUUUUAACAUUGAGAAAUUAAUGGUAACGGAAUUUCAGCCAGAUAAACAAACAUUGGAUACGUAUCGAGCGGUUGACAGACUAAAAUCUAAAGCAGUGAGCACAACGACGCACUUUGAUACUGAAGAUGAGAAAAGUGAAAGUUUAGACUCAAGUAACACGGCUAGG